This is a messenger RNA of Populus euphratica (Euphrates poplar), 2047 nucleotides long. RefSeq names its product Pyridoxal phosphate (PLP)-dependent transferases superfamily protein (gene LCD). The transcript is spliced from 2 exons. The record is from RefSeq and is a predicted model, not a curated record. The coding region runs from base 247 to 1608 and encodes 453 amino acids. Lineage: Eukaryota; Viridiplantae; Streptophyta; Magnoliopsida; Malpighiales; Salicaceae.
AACAUUCUAAAUAAUUAUAUCCAGAACAGAGGGUAAAACAGUAUCGUAAAAAAAGAGAGAAAGAAACGCCGUCGUCCUCCCCCUUAUCCCUGAAAUGUAAUCUAACCUAACAUAACCCUCGAGAAACAGUACCUCACUGCACCGAGCUCUAAAAUAAAAUAAAAUAAAAUCCCUAGAUUUUCUUCUAUUUCUUUCGGUUACCAUGCCUUCCUUCUCUCAAAAUCCCUAAUAAAAAAAUAAAAAUAAAUGGAAGGAGCCAAAGAUCCUAGAAACGGCGGCGAUUCGUCGCCAAAGCAGGUCUCCAAAAAACCUCGCACCAGUGGCCACAUAACAGACCUGGAAAUCCACGAAGAAUUCUCUCACCAUAAUCUUAACGUAGCCAGAAUUAACAACGGUAGCUUCGGUAGCUGCCCCGGAUCUGUACUCGCUGCUCAGAAAAACUGGCAGCUUCAGUUCCUUCAACAACCCGACGACUUCUACUUCAAUACUCUCCGAAAAGGAAUUCUCCACUCACGUACUGUCAUAAAAAACCUCAUCAACGCUGAUGAUGUCGAUGAAAUCUCCCUCGUCGAUAACGCCACCACUGCGGCCGCCAUCGUCCUUCAACAAAUUGGCCGUGCCUUCGCUGAAGGUAAGUUUGCUAAAAACGAUACCGUUUUAAUGCUUCACUGUGCUUACCAAGCGGUUAAGAAAUCCAUUCAAGCUUACGUUACGCGUGCCGGGGGUUCUGUUAUUGAGGUUCAGUUACCGUUUCCAGUUAAUUCGAAUGAGGAGAUAAUUGCGGAGUUUAAGAGAGGAUUAGGAAAAGGCAAAGCUAACGGUAGAAAGAUUAGGUUAGCGAUAAUUGAUCAUAUAACGGCGAUGCCGUGUGUUGUUAUUCCGGUUAAGGAGUUGGUUAAAAUUUGUAGAGAAGAAGGCGUGGAGCAGGUUUUUGUUGAUGCAGCUCAUGCUAUUGGCAGUGUUGAUAUAAAUGUUAAAGAAAUCGGGGCUGAUUUUUACGUUAGUAAUUUGCACAAGUGGUUUUUUUGUCCGCCAUCAGUUGCAUUUCUGUAUUGCAAGAAAGCGAGUUUGGAAUUUGAUGUGCAUCAUCCGGUUGUUUCACAUGAGUACGGAAAUGGAUUGCCGAUUGAGAGUGCCUGGGUUGGGACUAGGGAUUAUAGCUCGCAAUUAGUGGUGCCGGCGGCUUUGGAUUUUGUUAAUCGGUUUGAGGAUGGAAUUCAUGGGAUAAUGAAGAGGAACCAUGAGGAGGUUGUUAAGAUGGGGAAAAUGUUGGCGGAAUCAUGGAGGACAAAUCUUGGUACUCCGCCGGAGAUGUGUGCAGGAAUGAUCAUGGUUGGUUUGCCUUCAAGAUUGCGUGUUUCAAGUGAAGAUGAUGCUUCGAGGUUAAGGUCGCAUUUGCGUGAGUGUCAUGGGGUUGAGGUUCCAAUACAUUAUCAGGGUUUAAGAGAUGGUGAGGAGGGGGUGAAAGAUAAGGAUGGUGUUAUAACAGCAUAUGCAAGGAUUUCUCAUCAGAUUUAUAACAAGUUUGAGGAUUAUUGCAAGUUUAGGGAUGCUGUAAAUCAUCUUGCUGAGAAUCGACAGAUUCGCAGAACUAUCUCUCCAGAGUGAGAAGUUGGUGGUGAACAUUGGAGCCGCCUUGAUCAAAUAAAAUUUGGAAGACACCACGUAGAAGAUUAGUGUGUCUGCUUAUUGAAGCCACAGGAGUUACCUAGUAUUUCUCGACUGAGCUGCCACUUUAUGGCUCCUUUUAUCUACAACUGUAGAUAUGGCAAUAAUUUUAUGAGUGUCAGCAAUUCACUCAGCAAGUUUUCUGCCUUCAGCUGAAUUUAGCUCUACUUUCCCGUUUUCCUGCAAACUCUGUCGUGACAUCCUGUGUUGCUUCAUGUAUAAUUGCAGGUGUGUGGUUAAUGUUGUUAAAACCACGCAAGCCUCGUUAAAGCAGCAUUCUUCUUCUUCUUUUUGUUUUUUUGCACCCAUUUGUGUUGGACUGAAGAUAUGCACUUCCAAUAUGAAUAACAUAGGUUGCACGGACCAUGUCAACCUCCAC